GAUUGCCUCUCCGUGCCCACAUCGCGAUGCACCAACUGGCACUGCAGCGCGCCGAGGAGGGCGACUGGGCCGAGCUCGCCGACCUCGCUGAGAACCUCCCGCACUCAAUCAUGGUGGCCGACGAGUUUGGCAUGCUGCCGCUGCACUGGGCGGUGACCGAGCCCGCGGUGCCCCUUGGCAUCCUCGAGCUGCUCAUCAAGGUCUUUCCCGAAGCGUGCGAGACCAAGAACCUCUCGGGCAUGCUCCCGCUCCACGUGGCCAUCUCCAACAAGCUGCCAGCGCUGCAUCUCAACGUGCUCGUGCAGGCGUGCCCGGACGCCGUCUUUGUCAAGAGCGGCGACGGCUACUUCCCGGCCGGGCUCGCACGAAAGCACCGCCUGCCCGAGCACAGCGUCAACGUGCUGAAAAAAUCAGUGUCUCUCCCGGACCGCCGUGCCAGCCUCGGCGCUCGCAUGAGCAGCAUUGGCAGCAGCCUCAACCGGCGUGGCUCCAUCUUGUCGCUGCCGCGCUCCGAGUCGGUCGAGACCAACCUCAAGAGCUACGCGCGCAGCCGGCGGAGCCCGAGCCAAGCGUCGACGAUGAGCUCGCACAGCGCGUUUGACAGUCAGCGAACGAUGCCGUCGUACGUUGGUAGCUCGGCGUCACUCGCGUCGCUGGAUGCACACGAGUCGGACGAUGCGAUCGACGACAUUUCGAGCGACCUGCGCGACCUGACGGGGCAGCUCGCGCAGCUUGGCGCAGCGUUGCGGUCCGCGCCUGCUGCAUCGCCUACCCACAGCGGCGAUGAGAGUGACAUUGGCGCGCGCAUCAAGCGCUUCACGGGCGGCAGCGAGGCCCUCGGCGUGGACGCCUUGCGGACAGGCGACGUGCUCGUGGCCGUCAACGGCAUCAGCGUCGCAACGGUUCCCUUUGGCACGAUCUGCAAGUUCCUCAAGAAGACCAACGUGACGUGCAAGCUCACGUUUCUGCGGCCAGAGACGCCAACCGCCGACGACGAGCACGACCUGCACUACGUCUCGACGUCGUCGACAGGCUCCGAUUUGGAGACGCUGCCACCUGCCUACAGCAAGAUGGCCUCGAUGCUAGAAGAGACAAUGGUCAAGGUCCAAAGCGUCGAGGACCUCUUGCGCUUGAGCUCCGUCAUGGCCGUCUAA
This is a messenger RNA of Saprolegnia parasitica CBS 223.65, 1154 nucleotides long. RefSeq lists its product as hypothetical. The coding region runs from base 27 to 1154 and encodes 375 amino acids. Gene Ontology annotation, molecular function: actin filament binding. The record is from RefSeq and is a predicted model, not a curated record. NCBI's taxonomy places the organism in Eukaryota, Oomycota, Saprolegniomycetes, Saprolegniales, Saprolegniaceae. Gene Ontology annotation, cellular component: cytoplasm. Gene Ontology annotation, biological process: actin filament bundle assembly. The transcript is spliced from 2 exons.